Molecule: messenger RNA, 1320 nt
Organism: Lactuca virosa
Lineage: Eukaryota; Viridiplantae; Streptophyta; Magnoliopsida; Asterales; Asteraceae
Source: the annotation of a GenBank genome assembly
AAAUUUCGAUGCAAACUAGGAUUCAGGAGAUUAAUUCGCCCUAAUUGUCAACGAUUCUAAAAGAUUUUAACUAAACCAUCGAUUUUGGCACAGAUUCUCCCUAUAAAACCAGAUUACAGAGAGUUUUGUUCUUGAUGUGAUGGUCAUAAUCCGUUGGAGGAGGGUUGAAGUCUGAAACUUUAAGCGGUUCUCAUGGAUUUUACGGAUUCAGCUCCACUUUCCUCUGUCUCAGCCCCUCUUCACUCUGGCUCCACUCCAAAAGAGGAGGAUCAUUAUGUAGCAUCCAUAAGUGAUGAACAUGAAAUAAUCUGCUGGGGAUGUGGAUUGCGCCUCAUUCUUUCACCUUAUACACCUGUUUUCAAGUGUGGUUGGUGUGGAGCCAUAACUAAUCACAAUGCACAUAAACAAAAUGAUAAGCACUUUUGGUGGAGACGAUUGAGAGACCGGUGUUUUGUCAUUAUCCUUCUGCUAUUUAUGCUCUUCAUUAUAGGUAGUGGUGUUUGGGCUAUUUAUCCUGUCAUAUUUUCAGUGAGUUAUUUCUGUGGUGUAUCCCAUUUGACAAUAACGGGUAUCUUGUCUUUAAGCACACUUUCAACUUAUGUCCUGGCGGCAUUCCGGUCACCUGGUGCACCACCACCUAUAGCCUGGGGCAGCUACCCUCUAGUGGGAAGAGGUGGACUUGAUCGUUACAACUUUUGUCACUUUUGUUCAAAGCCAAAGUCACCUAAUGUUCAUCACUGUCGUUCGUGUAGAAUGUGUGUAUUAGACAUGGAUCAUCAUUGCCCAUUUAUUGGAAAUUGUGUUGGUGCGGGAAAUCACCGAAGCUUCAUCCUGUUUCUAAUCUCAGCAGUCGUGAGUACUUUCUAUGUUUCAAUUGUAUCUGCUUACGUGGCAUUUAAAAUCUGGCCACCAUUAAGACACAUUCCUACAACUGUUUUGACCAAGUCAACCGUUGUCACGAUCCUCACAGAAUACACCUUCUCUUUUCUCAUAUCAGUAGAGUAUCUACCAAUCAGAGGCUUUGUACUCAUUUACCUAUUUUUUGCAAGUGUGUCUGUGGAAAUUGGUUUGGGUGUGCUUUUAUGGCAGCAACUAAUAUACAUAUAUGAAGGGAAGACGUAUUUAAGUCAGUUAAGUUCAAAUUCAAAUGGAAAUGAUGAAGUUGAGGAAAAAGAUUGUCAAAAUCUUGUUAGGUUUUUCGGGUGCCCUUACCCUGCAACAAGAUGUAUGCUUAGUUUUUGGAAUUCAAAGAAGAGCCACAAGAAGUGAAAUAUAUACCACAUACAAAGGUUGACUUGUUUUUUAUGUUGCAUACUAGAG